AUAUAAUCCUAAUAGCAUUUUAAAGACUGACCCAUAACCUAUAACCUUUACCAACAUGGCAGACAAAAACAAAUACACCGUGUUACUUCCAACUUACGAAGAGCGUGCCAAUCUUCCAAUAAUUGUUUGGCUUUUGGUUAAAUAUUUAACUGAAAGUGACUAUGACUUUGAAAUUAUAAUUAUUGAUGAUGGCAGUCCUGAUGGCACCUUGGAGGCUGCUAAAGACUUACAAAGAAUUUAUGGAGAGAAGAAAAUUGUUCUUAGACCAAGAGAAAAAAAACUUGGUUUAGGGACUGCGUACAUGCAUGGCAUUAAACAUGCCACUGGAAAUUUUAUUCUUAUCUUGGAUGCGGACAUGUCCCACCAUCCAAAAUUCAUUCCAGACUUUAUCAAAAAACAAGCAGAAAAGAACUAUGAUAUAGUGACUGGCACUCGUUAUGUUGGUACUGGUGGCGUGUAUGGAUGGGACUUGAAGAGGAAACUCAUUAGCCGAGGUGCCAAUCUAAUUACUCAAAUUCUUCUUCGGCCUGGUGUGUCAGAUCUCACUGGCAGCUUUCGGUUGUACAAAAAAGAAGUUCUGGAGAAACUCAUCACUUCCUGUGUGUCCAAAGGCUACACUUUUCAAAUAGAAAUGAUCAUCAGAGCCAGACAAAAUAAUUUCACUAUAGCAGAGGUGCCAAUUACAUUUGUAGACAGAGUCUAUGGUGAGUCAAAACUUGGCGGAAAUGAAAUUGUUGGUUUCCUUAAAGGAAUACUAUAUUUAUUUGCCACCACAUGAAGGCUGUAAUGUGCUAGAAAUGUGUUUUUGUUGUUUAUGUGGGAGUUAAUUGGGUAAAUAAAUAUUUUAUGCAUUAAUAAUAAUUAUCUAUACUGUAUUGGUAAGUUUACUAUGUGUAAUGUAUGGGUCUGUUUACAUAAUUGCACUGUCAUUGAGUGUCUAUUAUCUAUACCAUAUUGGUUUUCUAAAAGUAUAAGUAAGCUCACUAAGUUUUGAAAUUUACUCUAAUCAUUACAUUAUUAUUAGCAUAAUUUUAUACCACACUGGCAAAGGCCAAAAAGCCAGUACAAAAUCAGCCUACAGCCAGAAAAUUUAUUAAUCCGUGAAUUGAAAUGUUUUAAGUGAAGAGUUUUGGUAGCGGCAUUUAAUCAAUAUAAAGUGAGAAUACGCAGAUUAUUGCUGUUUUAUUUAUCGAAUGAAACUGUUGCUGUUAACAUAGUUGCAUUGGUAUUCCAUAAAUGUAAUCAUUCAUGAAUAAAAGUGAUCCAACCUGUA
Biomphalaria glabrata is the source of this 1273-nucleotide messenger RNA. Its product is annotated as dolichol-phosphate mannosyltransferase subunit 1-like. NCBI's taxonomy places the organism in Eukaryota, Metazoa, Mollusca, Gastropoda, Planorbidae. The record is from RefSeq and is a predicted model, not a curated record. Gene Ontology annotation, cellular component: endoplasmic reticulum membrane. Gene Ontology annotation, molecular function: dolichyl-phosphate beta-D-mannosyltransferase activity. The coding region runs from base 56 to 778 and encodes 240 amino acids. Gene Ontology annotation, biological process: protein O-linked glycosylation via mannose; GPI anchor biosynthetic process. The transcript is spliced from 8 exons.